AUGUCAGCCUACAAAUCUCAAGCAUCGGACAGCAAAGCUACUUUCAAACAUGAUCUUUUCAAGGGGAAAGUCCUCUUUUGUACAGGAGGUCGAAGUGGUAUAUGCUAUAAGAUAGUGGAAACAAUGAUGUCCCACGGAGUAGACGCGGCAAUCGUAGGAAGAGAUGCGAAAGGAUUAGCAGAAUCUGCUGAGGCAUUGGAAAAAUCCACAGGACAGAGGUGUCUUCCUACUUCAGCAGAUGUCAGAGAUCCAAAACAGUUAGGAAAAGCUGUAAAGGAUACGGUAGAUAAAUACGGUAAAAUCGAUUUUGUCAUUUGUGGUGCCGCUGGUAACUUUCUCGCGCCGAUCACAUCCCUCUCUUCCAACGCUUUCAAAGCGGUUGUCGAUAUCGAUCUCCUGGGUACAUACAACACCAUAAAAGCUACUUUACCAUACGUCCGCGAGAGUCAUGGAUCAUACCUUCACAUCUCAGCAACAUUGCAUUACAGGGGAUUACCUUACCAGGCUCAUGUAUCUGCUGCUAAAGCAGGGGUCGAUGCCCUCAGUAACGUCUUAGCUGUUGAGGAAGGUCCAAGGGGAGUAAGGAGUAAUGUAGUUGCACCUGGGCCAAUAGGAAAUACCGAAGGAAUGUCAAGGUUGACCCCUAAAGGAUGGCAGGCUCAGAAUGAUAUACCACUAGGUAGAAUGGGAGAUACCUCCGAUAUAGCAAAUGCAGCUCUGUUCUUGUUCUCCCCAGCUGCCAAUUGGAUAACAGGAACUGUUCUGGCGGUAGACGGAGGUGAAAAUCAUAUUAGACAAUUAUCUUUACCUUAUCCACAAUCUUUGUUAGAUCCAGACAGCGUGAAGGGUUUGAUCAAAGGGAAGUUGUAG
Kwoniella botswanensis is the source of this 870-nucleotide messenger RNA. RefSeq lists its product as uncharacterized. The transcript is spliced from 8 exons. Gene Ontology annotation, cellular component: peroxisome. Lineage: Eukaryota; Fungi; Basidiomycota; Tremellomycetes; Tremellales; Cryptococcaceae. Gene Ontology annotation, molecular function: 2,4-dienoyl-CoA reductase (NADPH) activity. The coding region runs from base 1 to 870 and encodes 289 amino acids. Gene Ontology annotation, biological process: fatty acid catabolic process. The record is from RefSeq and is a predicted model, not a curated record.